Molecule: messenger RNA, 768 nt
Organism: Rubroshorea leprosula
Lineage: Eukaryota; Viridiplantae; Streptophyta; Magnoliopsida; Malvales; Dipterocarpaceae
Source: the annotation of a GenBank genome assembly
CAACUUUCUUCAGUUUUUCGUGUUUCAAGUGAAAGAGAAAGAGACUGAAAAACAAAGAGCUCUGGUAGAGAACACUGUUCGUCGGACAUGGCACAGGAGGAAAGACCCAAAAUUCUCGUUGCCCUGGACGAGAGCGAUCACAGUUUCUACGCUCUGGAAUGGACUCUGGAUCACUUAAUCAUUCCUUUUGGCUCCAGCCCACCUUUUCAGAUUCUCCUCAUCCACGGUCAACCCACACCCUCCUCCGCUCUUGGCCUCGCCGGCCCCGGGUCGGCGGAAGUUAUGCCAAUUGUAGAGGUGGACUUGAAGAAAACAGCUACAAAAAUUAUGAACAGGGCCAAAGACCUAUGCAUCAGCAAGGGGAUUAACGAAAAAGAAUUGGGGAUUGAAGUAAUGGAAGGAGAUCCUAGAAAUGUUGCGUGUGAGGCUGUAGAUAAACACCAUGCAACUAUUUUGGUUCUUGGAAGCCAUGGAUAUGGAGCUAUGAAGAGGGCGGUCCUGGGCAGCGUAAGUGACUACUGUGCUCACCAUGCUCAGUGCACUGUGAUGAUCGUGAAGAAACCAAAGGUGAAGAUUUGAGCAGAACUCGGCUUCCUAUCAGGGAUGGAAAAUUAAAUCCCCUCCUUAGCGUUUCAUUCUUUUCUAGCUGAUUUCUUUGAUUAGUAGAUAGCUUUAUUGUUGACAGGUUCAUUUGUCUGCAAAUUAAUAAAACUUUGGCAUUGUCCAGCAUCAAGUCAUGCUGUGUACCAACAAAUCUGUGAAUUAGCA